UUUUCUGGAAUGAAUCUUCACCUCAUAAUGCCCAAUUAUUUGAGCCGCGAUAAUUUAAUUGUUGACUGUGGCAAUUGUGUUUGUGGCGGGCCAUGGUAAACCUAUGUUAAAAGGGUUGGUUUGUGCAUGUGGGUUUCCAUUCAUUGCAGGAUUUCUGCUUUCUCAUUUCUGUUAGCAUGGAAUCCCUGACUUGGGCCCUGAAUGAGGCUGUCACCAUAGGAUUUGGGAUAAUCUUUCUCCUUUACUGCUUCUUCUAUAAGCUGAGGAGGAAUGGCAGGAAAUUGAAAUUGCCUCCAGGACCACGUCCAUGGCCUCUCAUAGGAAGUCUCCAUCUAUUGGGAAACCUUCCUCAUCAGGCUCUUACCAGGCUCGCAAACAAGUAUGGUUCUAUUAUGUUUCUCCGUUUGGGCUCCGUCCCUACUGUUGUGGUGUCUUCUCCUGCCAUGGCGAAGGAAUUCCUCAAAACGCAUGAUCUGGUCUUUGCAACUAGACCAAUCUGUGCACAGGGGAAAUACGUAUGCUAUGAUCAUAAAGACGUGGCGUAUGCCCCCUAUGGAGCGUACUGGAGGCACAUGAGAAAGCUGUUGAUGGUGGAGCUGCUCACAGUGAAGAGAAUCGAUUCUUUCAGAUUCGUCAGAGAGGAAGAAGUGUCUGCCAUGAUUGCCUCCAUCUGGCAGGAAAGCGGGCACGGAGCGCAGUGUGUGGAUGUGAAGAAGAGGCUUUCAUCCCUCACUCAGAAUAUUACUUGCAGAAUUUUUUCCAGCAGGACUUAUUCCGACAACGAAUUGAGUGGAGGGCUUGGCUUUAAACAAAUGAUUGAUGAAAUGUUCGCUGUGGCCGGUGCAUUUUGUGUUGGUGAUUUCAUUCCUUCUCUCGACUGUCUCGACUUGCAAGGAAUCCGUCGUCGCAUGCAGGCCGUUCAAAAAAUAUUCGAUGGAUUUGCUGAGAAAAUAAUUGACGAGCACAUUCAUCGUAGAUUGGAAGAAAGAAAAGGCAAGGAAGGAGAUCGGGUUAAAGAUAUGGUAGACGUGAUGCUGGACAUGGCCGAGACCGAGGGCCACACAAUCUCACGGGUCAACAUCAAAGCAACCAUCUUGGACAUGUUAGCUGCGGGAGUAGAAACAUCGUCGACAACAGUCGAAUGGGCGAUGAGUGAAUUGCUGAGGAAUCCUGCAACGCUGGCACGCGCACAGAAAGAGAUCGAAUCUGCGGUGGGCAGAGAUCGCCAAGUAAAGGAGAGUGACGUCAUGAGCUUCGACUACUUGCGAUGCGUGGUGAAGGAAACUUUUCGACUUCAUCCGCCGUUUCCUCUGCUCAUUCCGCACGAGUCGAUGGAAGGGUGUAACGUGGGAGGAUAUUUUGUUCCGCCAAAGACACGGCUGUUUGUGAAUGUGUGGGCGAUGGGAAGGGAUGAAACAGUUUGGAAAGAUGCUCAGCAGUUCAAGCCCGAGCGGUUUAUGGGGUGUAAUAAGGAUGUGAGAGGUCAGGACUUCGAUUUGCUGCCGUUCGGAACAGGAAGAAGAGGAUGCCCUGGGAUUUCAAUGGGUAUUUCUGUUGUUGAGUUGGCACUUGCUCAGCUGAUUCAUUGCUUUGACUGGAGUGUGGAGGGAGAGGUGGAUGUGGCAGAAGAGUUUGGAUUAACUGUUCCCAGGAAAAAUCCACUGCUUGUCCGCCCUUCAUGGAGGCUCACAGUUGAAUAUCCUAUUUAAGAGAGUGUUCUCUAAUAGGUGUCUUUCGAUGGCUGGUAUAUCUAUAGUAUUAUUAUCGGAUUCGUGUUACACUCUGUAAAGCUUUUUUAUAAGUUUUUCCCAUUCUCU
This is a messenger RNA of Cryptomeria japonica (Japanese cedar), 1817 nucleotides long. Its product is annotated as cytochrome P450 71AU50. The coding region runs from base 177 to 1709 and encodes 510 amino acids. Gene Ontology annotation, molecular function: iron ion binding; heme binding; monooxygenase activity. The record is from RefSeq and is a predicted model, not a curated record. NCBI's taxonomy places the organism in Eukaryota, Viridiplantae, Streptophyta, Pinopsida, Cupressales, Cupressaceae. The transcript has 2 exons.